Molecule: messenger RNA, 747 nt
Organism: Fusarium vanettenii 77-13-4
Lineage: Eukaryota; Fungi; Ascomycota; Sordariomycetes; Hypocreales; Nectriaceae
Exons: 1
Coding region: 1-747 (248 amino acids)
Molecular function (GO): hydrolase activity
Source: RefSeq, a predicted model, not a curated record
AUGUCAAUCAGCUCCUGUUGCACCAAAGGUUUCAAGUGGGAUGGAGAACCCACUGGCCGAACUGAACAGCUUGCGGAUUUGGAUUGUUAUGUGACGGGCGAAAACACCAAGGCUGCAGUCCUCAUCAUUCACGAUCUUUUUGGUUGGACGUUGCCAAAUAUCCGUCUCUUGGCCGAUCACUACGCCAAAGAAGCCGACGUGACAGCCUACGUCCCCGAUUUUUUCCAGGGCGAUUCUCUCCCUCUUGAUCUUCUUACGGCAGAGAAAUGGGGUGAAAUGGAUAUGCCGGAGUUUCUCGCACGAAACUCGCGAGAAAUCCGUGAGCCACAUAUUUUCGCCUUCACAAGAGCUCUUCGUGAGAAGUACGAUAAGGUGGGCGCAAUUGGCUUCUGCUACGGCGGCUGGGCUGUGUUUCGACUCGGGGCUAGGGAGCAUGUCCCGCCGCUUGUGGACUGCGUAACAUCUGCGCACCCGUCUUUGCUGAAGGCGGAAGAUAUCGACGGAGUCAAUGUCCCAGUGCAGAUGCUUGCCCCCGAGUUUGACCCCGUGUACACGACGGAACUGAAGCUUCACACGUUUCAGAAACUGCAGGCUGCUGGGUUACCAUUUGACUACCAGCAUUUCCCUGGGCAUGCCCAUGGCUGUUUGGUAAGAGGAGGUAAGGAGAGAGAGGGCGAAAGAGCGGCUAUGGAAAGAGGAAAGAAUGCAGCUGUUGCGUGGAUGAGACUGUUCUUACAUGAUGAGUGA